Molecule: messenger RNA, 7183 nt
Organism: Phalacrocorax carbo (great cormorant)
Lineage: Eukaryota; Metazoa; Chordata; Aves; Suliformes; Phalacrocoracidae
Source: RefSeq, a predicted model, not a curated record
GGCUGACCCGCGCUCUACCCGUCAGGCAGCGCGCUGGGCGGCCGCCCCCGUCUCCCGCCCUCCCCCGGCGACGGCGGCUGAGGUGGGGCGCCGCGGUUCGGCGAUGUGAGGCGCCUCUGCCAGCGCGGCCGCCUCCCAUCCCCCCGCCAGCCCGGGAGGAAGGGAGUGGGGCGGCCUGCCGCGGCCUCUCGCCGGACGCGCAGCACGCUCCAUUUGCCAUGAUUUCCUAUAGUGUUGAUUUCUACACGUCUUUAAGACUUUCAUUGGAGUUUUGGGCAUCUCAGAUGCAUGGACUACCUUUAAGGAGAUGCAGUCUCAAGAUGGCAGAAUUAUUUAUGGAAUGUGAAGAAGAGGAACUAGAACCGUGGCAAAAGAGAGUGAAAGAGGUGGAGGAGGAUGAUGAUGAUGAUGAGCCAAUCUUCGUUGGAGAAAUCUCAAGCUCAAAGCCAGCUAGUACAUAUAUAUUGAACAGAGUCAACCUCAGCUCAUCACGAAGGGGGAUACAGAAUGGUGCACCCAGUAGAGGUACAGUUACUACAUUCAAGCCUGACAGUCACCAUUAUGCGACACCUGCCUCCAGCCCCAGUGCCAUGCCUGUUUCAUCAGUUUUUCAGUCUGUAUCCAGACCUACAACUAGCUCUGUAGCAGUUCAGCCAUUGUCUAUACCAGUGAACGUUUCAGGAACUUCACAAACACUACAGAGACCAGUUGCUGGAUGUUUGUCAACACAGCAAAUGCCUGGGUCAAGUUCUGGAAUAUCACAGCCUGUUAGCAGACCUGUAACCAUUCCAGUGACAACACAGCCAGUAUCAAGAAAUAUCACAGUUCCUGUAGUGGCUCAACCUGUAUCCAGGCCAGUGACUACUGUAACAGCACAGCCUGUAAUACUCAAUCAGGAUUAUAUUAUGGAUUCUCCACCAGCUGCACCAGAUAAUACAUCUGGUAUACUGUUUGGUGUGAGACAGAACUCGGGAGUUCCACAGUACCAGACUGGGCCAGCAGUGAAUGUAACAGGUCUGAAUGAGAGUGUUUUUGUAUCUAAGCGUCCUGCUACUUCUGAAGGCAACAGUGUAACUCCAAAAAAGGCCAAGCCUAAUGAGAUUGGUGCUGGAAGCAAUUCAGCUGUUUCACCUACAGUUAACUCUCCAGCAGUAACACCAUCACAAAAUAUAUCUUCAAAAGGUACAAAUGCUGCAUCAAGCACUAUUAAAAAUGGAGGACCUUUUCCACGAGCUUGUCCAAAGUGCAAUAUUCAUUUCAAUCUCAUGGAUCCUCUCAAAAAUCAUAUGAAGUAUUGUUGUCCAGAUAUGGUAAAUAACUUUGUCCUGGGAAUGGCCAAAACAGAAUGUUCAAGCACAACAAGCAAGACUGUUGAAUCUGAGAAAGGAAAAUUGAUUAUGUUAGUUAAUGACUUUUAUUAUGGGAAACAUGAAGGUGACACCCAGCAGGUACAACAGGAGCAGAAGACUCAUACGACAUUUAAAUGCUUCAGUUGUCUGAAAGUUCUUAAAAAUAACAUCAGGUUUAUGAACCACAUGAAACAUCACUUGGAGCUUGAGAAGCAGAGCAGUGAAAGUUGGGAAAGCCACACCACCUGCCAGCACUGUUACCGUCAAUUUCCCACCCCAUUCCAGCUGCAGUGCCACAUUGAAAGUACACACACGCCUUAUGAGUCAUCUACCAUUUGUAAAAUCUGUGAAUUAUCCUUUGAAACAGAGCAAGUUCUUUUGCAACAUAUGAAGGACAAUCAUAAGCCAGGUGAAAUGCCAUAUGUUUGCCAGGUAUGCAACUACAGAUCCUCAGCUUUUUCAGAUGUAGAAACACAUUUUAGAACAGUUCAUGAAAAUACAAAACAUUUGCUGUGCCCGUUUUGCCUCAAAGUAAUUAAAAUUGGAGCACCAUAUAUGCAUCAUUACAUGAGGCAUCAGAAAAAAGGAAUAUACCGUUGCACUAAGUGCAGACUGCAAUUUUUGACAUGCAAAGAAAAAAUGGAUCACAAAACUCAGCAUCACCGAACAUUUAGGAAGCCCAAACAGUUAGAAGGAUUGCCUCCUGGAACAAAGGUGACUAUUCGAGCAUCUGUUGGAUCUCUUCAAUCAGGAUCAUCCGCUACAUCUUCUGUUAGUACAAGCACUUCCACAUUUCAGUUAUCACCUAAAGCUAAAAAUACAACCACUAAAAAUCAUAACAAAUCUAAUAGAAAUAAGUCAAAAGGAAAAUCAAAACCAACUACAUCAAAGAAGCAAAAUGCAUGGACCAACAGCAAAAAAAAAAAAGUUACAAAUACAGCAUUGCAUAAUCUAAGGUGUCGUUUGGGAGCUCACAAGUGCAUUGAGUGUUACUCGGAAAUAAAAGAUUUUGCAAGCCAUUUUCCUGCUUAUGUCCACUGCAGCUUAUGCAGAUACAACACUAGCUGUAGCAAAGCCUAUGUGAAUCACAUGAUGAGUUUUCACAGUGCUCGUCCAAGUAAAAGAUUUUGGAUCUAUAAGAAGCAUUCAGAAGAACUACGAGGUGUGACUGUAGUAUGUCUUAACUGUGAUUUCCUGACUGAUGUUUCUGGCUUAGAUAACAUGGCCACACAUCUGAGUGAAAGCCACACUCAUACUUGUCAAGUUAUUAUAGAGAAAGUUUCUGUAGAUAUCCCAACUGCUGAACAAGUAUCUGAGUUAAAGACCGAAAUCUCCAUUAGAGAGAGAGAAGCUAAGUUGGAGAAAGUUUCAAGACCUAGUAUAUCUGAAGGAAAAACAGAAACACCAACUUUUCAAAGCAAACAAGAGUGUGACUCUACAGAUGAAACAAAAGAAUGCAAUAGAAAUCAAACUAAAAAAGUUGCAUCAGUUGAAAAGAAUGAAGAAAGCUCAUCAUUAUCAAAUAGAGACAAUGUUCCUAGUUUGGAACUCCCUGACAACAGCUCAAAGAAUUCUUUGCAUGAGAAAGGAGAAUGUUGUGAUUCAGAUAAUAACAAGCAAUUAGUAGAGGAGAAACAAAAAUGUAUUCUUGAUAAAAGUGAGUUGAAAACUUGCCAAAGUUCAGAUAACAUUAUCUUGAAUGAGCAGACUAAAGUAUAUAGCUUGGAUGAAACUACACUUUCAGCAAUGAACGCAAGGGACUUAAAACUAACAUUGGGUGAAGAUGUUAUUUUUGAGCAGUUCUUGAGAAAGAGAGAUGAACCUGAAUCUGUUAGUUCAGACAUUAGUGAACAAGGCAGUAUUCAUCUGGAGCCUUUGACUCCAUCAGAGGUACUAGAGCAUGAAGCUACUGAAAUUCUUCAAAAAGGUAAUGUUGCACCUUCAUCAAAGAAAGCUGGACAGCUCUCUGAACAAACAGAUGAGACUUCUAAAGAAGGCAGUCCCAACAGAAUGGAAACAACUGUAAAUAAGACAGGCGAAAAUGAAGCAAGCUGAAAUUAUGUUAAUUUUAUUGUUUAUUAGGAACAAUGAUAAGAACACCAUGGACCAUUCCUGAUGAGUGUGCUCAUUGAUGCCAAUUAUUAAAAGAAAAAAAGGGUAGGGGGAGAGGGAGGAGAGAGAGAUGCUAAAGGGACGUUCUGCAUAUGAAGAUAGCAUGUAUGUGUAUGUACAACUGAAUUAACUAAAUUUACAAAAGGUAAUGUUCAAAUGUAUCUUCCUGUCUUUUGGGUGUGAUAUAUCUUAUUAGAUUGACAUUUGAAAGGAGGAAUAAAUUCUAAUUUUUGUAGUUAACUAGCCUGGGAUAAGGUGAUUUGUUUGCCAAGAAAAUAUUUUUUUUAAAUCCUUCAGUGUGAAUAUCAUUUAACAGUGGAAUUCAGUAUUAAUUCACUUCUGAUGCUGAAAUGGAGCACACUUGUAGUGAUGGUUAUUGGUCUGCUGGUAAUUUGGGUAAACGUAACCCUUUGGACUUGGUGUCACAUUCCUGUCUGUAAAAGCAUGUAAACAGAAUGAUAUGAAUCUAUGCACCUCUGUACAGGUGUAAUCCUGCCAGGCUGUAAGCUUACCUUAAUAAACUUUCAGUGAAAGUGGAAUUAUUACAAUAAAAAUAUAUAUUUGUGGGGUUUUCAGUGUCCAGGCUGUGCAGAAAUACUGAACACAAUUGUAUAAAGUAGAACAUACUGCUGAAAGUACUGUAGCUGUUAGGCUUUUACCAUUGUUUUAAUAAUUCUUAGCCAUAGACCUGUAGGAAUGGUCUGUAAGUCACACCAAAGUAUGGUUUAAUGUAAAAACUGGUUUAAGCAAAAAGGAGGAAACCCCCAAACUGGAAACACAAACUGGCAUGCAUUCUGCCAUUUUGCAGCUGCUACUGGCUAACUGUUACAAAAAGGACACAAGGGCAUAUAAAGUAGAAUUGUACAGUUCAACUUCUGGACUUUUUGUAGUCUAAACUGUGUACAGAAAGAUGGCUGCUGGUUUUGGUUUGGUUUUUGGUUUGGUUUUUUUGUGUUCUAGUUAGCAGCUAGAUGUAGGGACACGUAUGAUUAAUGGUAGCUUGCUCUUAUGACUUCACUGCUCCAUUUGAAACAUUCAGAAUGUGCUUUUGACUUAGAGUUUUGUUUUUAAUGAAUGUUAUAUGUUUUGAACAGCUGUUAAAGCACUGCUGUAAAUUAUUACCUUUUGAGUAAAUAUUUGCAACAAAAUUUUGUCUUUGUGCAUAAUUUUAUGCUCAGCUUGAAACUUUGGGCAUAGUUUUCCCACAUUUUUAAAAAAGAUUUAGUGACGCUUCCCAAAAACUAUUUAAUUUUAAAAUUGUGAAUUAAUUUGAGACUUACGUGAGGUUUUUUGUUUGGCUGGGCUCUUUUUACUUUUUUCCUCUUAGUAUUAAAUGAGUAAGUGCCUACGCAUAAACAUAUUUUUUGUAGCUGUGUAUUGUGGUAAAAUGUGCUAACUUUUCCAGAUUAUAUAGAGAUAUUUUUCUGGGACAUCAGCAUGCAACUGAAGUCUCCUAGUGUCCUUCUAGGCUCAGCUGCUGAAGGAAUCUAAUCAGCAACAGUAUUAAAAUUUAGAGACCAUCCAGCUUAUUGCUGGAGCCUCUAAAGAAACCACAUCAGUCUCAACAUCUGAAAAAUUGCUUCGAACUCUGAAGAUUUGUAUGACUUGAAUUUUGAAUUAUGGCUUAGUUUUCAUCCAUGCAGGUUUAGAAGACUUUUAAACGAAAAGUGGAACAGUUUACAUACUUACAGCUCUUCAAGAUCUGCCACUUUAAGAACUUGAAAUAACAAGGCACACGAAAAAGCUGAGAGCAAUAAUUUGCAGUAUUCUUUUGUUCUUUAAAGGUUUUAAGUGAGAUUGUUAACUCAAGUUAUGAUUAACCAGUCUGAUGUCUUCAUGCAUGUACACGUGGAAGAUGAUAAAAUACAGCAUCACAAUGGCAGUUUAAAGGACUUAAUGAACUAUGAAACUGGAUGUGUAUGUUACUGAAGGAGUUCCUGAAUACAUCUGCAUUUAAACCCAGAGAAAUCCCUGCAGUAUUUUUAAUCUCACUGAUGAUCUUCCAUGCAAAUUAUAUAUUUUGAAUAACACUCCUAUAUGUGGUGUUGGAAAAGAUUAAGUUCAACUGGAACCAGUUGUAUGAUACUUACUUGUAAAUUCCUUACAUUUGUCUUUUAUUAUGCAAUUAAAAUUUUUAAACAUUUACCAUUUAAAUAAUAAGAAUUUGGAAGAAUUUGGCCACAUACUGUUGAGAAAAGUUGGAAAAUAAAACAGAUUAAAAAAUCGCACAUUUGGCAGGUGUGUGUAUAUAUAUUGUCAGAUGCUUAAUAUGUAAAGCAUUGUUUGCUCUAAAGCAUGUAGAGAAUGCUUAUACAAAAGGUAAUGUUAGGUAUAAACCAUCUAAAUAUCUAGUAGCACUUCCAAAGGAAGAAGUGAGAGAGAAUUAGAUUGUUCUAGCAGGACCAUCAGAUAACCUUACUUGCCUAUUUAAAGCUAUCACGAAAACAAUGACAUGGUAUUUUUGUGAAGGAGAAAAACAAAUUCAAUACACUUUUUCCUAUAUGAAGUGGUUCACUUGCCUUCUAAACACUGUAGGAGACUGCAUAAUUAUGAAGAUUAAUCUCUUAUGUUAUUUGGGAGGUUUUCUAGAGAUAAGUUGAACUAGUACUUUUGGCUGAAGUCACUCCAGAGAUCAAGUUAGGUUGAAUUCAUUAUGAGUUAUUUGAAUAUAACUGCACAUAAUGCAGGGUUUUUCUUUGUUUCUGAGUCAUUUAAAAGUUGGGUUGGUGGUUUUUUUUCCCAUACAGCUGUCAGUAUUUCUUAUUCUGUGUCACCUCUCUUUUUGUACUUAGAAGAUAUUUUACCUCAAGUUUUCAUUGCCUUACCAAAAACCAGCAACUCGAAGUUAAUUCUUGUUAUCUAUAUGAGAAUCACCAUCUCCCCUCAGCUCAAGAGAUCUAUCAUAUUUGCUUGAAUAAUAAUUUCAGAUUGUUUAUAUAAUGUUUAUUUUUAAGGAAAUCAAAUGCUAUGCAUAUGUUAUCUUUAUUAUUUGGAUUUAAUGGAAAACUGUUAUUAUUAGCUUAUGGUCAGUGAGUGUUUAGUCACUUGGAAUUUCCUCAAGUGCAGCCAACAUUGCAGUUUGCCUUGUGCAGUUUGGGAAAGAAACUGAACCUGCGGUUCAGUUUAACAGAAUGGAUGAGUAAACCCAGGGAAAAAAAUCAGAUCAAAUCAUAGCACAUACUGAGUUCUAAGUAUCGGGUGAUGUAUUUUAAACACAAACUUUUUAAUAACAAAACCAUGUCCACUUUUUUCCCUGGAAAUGAGGGGAGAAUGAGAAGAACCCUUAGCCAUAGGUGUUAAAUAGUGUUCUGUGGUGUUUUACUGCUAGAAGGCAUUAGUAAUUGAAGGUUGGGGUAAGGAAUCUUGAAUAACCCUUGGUAUUCUGCAAAACCUUAAAUAAAAGAUCUUGGCGCUUUUCUGCAGGCGCUAAGCAUUGUUAUUUAUAUGCUGGCAUGUAGAAAGCAGUUACUUUUUUUAAUGCUGUAGAAUACACUAAUAUUCUACCAAAGACUGUGGCUGUAGGCUGUCACAGUAGUGUUUUGUUAGAGACUGUUUAGAAAUUUUUGUCUAGGCCAAAUCUUACACCUGAUUGUUCUCUUUUUGUUUUCAUUGGUGUUUGAUUUUUUUUGAGGCUUGUAAGCUUAUUUUGUCUAGUUGCAUCCUGUAUUUUUUUGAUGUAUGCUUAAUAUGCCUCUAAUAAAAAAAAUUGGUAUGUUUUAUGA